Messenger RNA from Pseudovirgaria hyperparasitica, 933 nucleotides. RefSeq lists its product as uncharacterized. Bases 1 to 933 code for a protein of 310 amino acids. Lineage: Eukaryota; Fungi; Ascomycota; Dothideomycetes; Acrospermales; Acrospermaceae. The transcript has 2 exons. The record is from RefSeq and is a predicted model, not a curated record.
AUGACCUACUCACCUGUCUGGCUAUGCAAGUAUCGCCGCUCAAGCAAUAUGCGAUACCACUUCGCUCUUUUCAUACCAAACAAGGCCUAUGUCUCGCAGAAUCCACAAGACAAGAACGAGGUGUGCAAAGGCACUAUUAUCCACGUUGUGGGUGCACCAAUGGCAGGCUAUUCACACGAGUUCAAGCGCAACUACGAUACCAGUACCUCGGACCAGCUCCGUGGUCUUGUCCAUAUAGGCCACGUUGAUCAGGGUCUGGUCUAUGAACCACCUACGGAGGACUUUAGUAGGCACAGCUCUGCAAUGAGCUCACUUGAACGAGUUGCACUCCAGAUUCAAGCCCCUCGUGCUAGCGAGAAUUUCAUGGCUCCCGUGAACGAUACAACGAACCGACGAUGCCAGGAAUGGACUGUUGACUAUAUUCGAGCUCUAGUCCGCCAUGGCUAUCUCCAUGAGAAUGCUACUGCUAUUGCACAAGCUGAGAGGGAUCCCCCCGAGUUUGGGAUUGGCUUACAAUCUAUCGGCCAAGUAGGAGCACGCUCUCAGGGUGGGCGUGCACAAGCAUCUUCAGCUCAUGCAACGUCCCAGGCCCAGGUCAAACAAGGCCAAGCAGGCCAAGCAGUUGAGAACUCUGUGUCUGGAUGGACCCCAUGGGAGUGGUACGCCGACCACUCAAUGUGGGGAAGGUAUAGUGCAACAAAAGGCUGGGACUGGAGAGAUGCUGAAAAGCCUCAGCAAGGAGCCGAUGCCUCCAAGUCCAAGUCUGCUGCUCAGGCAGGUCAAGCAUCUGGGGCAUCUGCAUCUGGGGCAUCUGCAUCUGACGCAUCUGACGCAUCUGGGGAAGAUUGGAGUGCCUGGCAGUGGUAUGCCGAUUCCUCAAAAUGGGGAAGGCAUAGUGAAACACAUGGAUGGGACUGGAGAGAUCCAACUUAG